AUCAUUCCAUCAACAGUUUUCAAAGUUGCAUGCACCGCCGUUCCCCGUCCUCAUUGUCGUGAAUGUUAGAAGUUUGCCUCCCCUUGGCAGCUAGAAGGGAGAAAACACCUUCGUUGCUAUACGAAGUGACCAUUUCCAUUAUGUAAGAGCGAGCAUUUGAUUUUGAAGUUCGAUGUUCACUUCGUAAGAUUCGGAGUUAUCGGAGACUGAGCGCGAGGGGUUAGCAUUUUUCGGGGUUGAUCAUGGCGGCUGCUGCGGUGGAGGUGAGUGUGAGCAGCGGCAGCAGUGACACAUCGAGCACCGGUGAAGAAGAGCGGAUGAAACGGUUGUUUCAGACUUGCGACGGAGAUGGAGAUGGGUACAUCAGCAGGAAUGAUCUUCUGAUGGUGUGCCGUCAGUUGAACAUGGAGGACUCGGUGGCUGAGAUCAUGUGCCAGCUUGGCGCUGAUGAGCGUGGCAAGAUCUCCUUUGAGGACUUCACCCGCUGCCGCAUGACGCUGCUGAGCGAGAUCCGUAAGGAGGAGGGCCAACUCUCACUCUCGCUCUCGCUGCGUUCUGGGGACUCUGGGACCCGCAAGCUGGGCCACGAGCACAUCACCUCCUGGCCCACCAGCAGCGACAACAGCCUGGGUGCUCUGUCAGGGGCCAGAGAGAGCUGGGAGUAUGAUUCCGGUGCCCGGGACCUCCAAAGCCCAGACCACCUGCAGCAGCAGCAGAACCAGCAGCAAGAAGAAGAACAGCAGCAGGCCCAAAACCUGACCCAGGAACAGUCAUCUGUCCUACAGAAACUUCUGGAACAGCCAGGUGAUGUUCUGGACCACCAGCACCACCCAGCCUUGGAGAAGCUCCUUCUGGCCCAGACAACCACCGACGGCAGCCCCAAUAGUGCGGGAAACUACCUGGAUCUCUCCAACACACUCCACCUGGCAGCGCUGGCAUCUCUGAAGGGGGACGUCCUGGAGCUGAAUAAGCGGCUGGUGCAGAGCGAGAGAGAACGCGACCAGCUGGAGAAGCGGCUGGCCAAGGCCCAGUGUGAGCAGUCGCACCUGCUACGAGAGCAUGAGGAUAUGCAGGAGCGGACGACGCUGCGUUACGAGGAGCGAAUCACAGAGCUGCACAGCAUCAUCGCAGAACUCAACAAGAAGAUAGACCUGCUACAGGGAGGCACGAUACGGGAGGAGGAUGAGUUUUCGGAGCUGCGCUCGGAGCUCAGCCACAGCCAACAGGAGGUCAACGAGGACCCCGACCAGGAGCAGGCGUCCAUCUCACUGCCUGAGAACCAGUCCACGCUGGUGACCGCAGACAUGGACGCGUGUAGUGACCUGAACUCGGAGCUGCAGCGGGUGCUUCUGGGGCUGGAGAGCGUGGUAUGCGGCCGCAAGAAGAGCACCUGCAGCCUGUCGGUGGCCGAGGUGGACCGCCACAUCGAGCAGCUCACCACCGCCAGCGAGCACUGCGACCUAGCCAUCAAGACCGUGGAGGAGAUCGAGGGAGCCCUGGGCCGGGACCUGUACCCCAGCCUGUCGGAGGAGCGCGGCCGCUGGGAGAAGGAGCUGGCGGGGCUGCGGGAGGAGAACGAGAGCCUGACGGCCAUGCUGUGCUCCAAAGAGGAGGAGCUCAACCGCACCAAGGCCACCAUGAGCGCCAUCCGAGAGGAGCGGGACCGACUCAGGCGACGGGUGCGUGAGCUGCAGACGCGUCUCCAGAGUGCCCAGCCCAGCGGUCCCUCCAGCCCCAGUCGUCUGGCCCCCGCCACCCGGCCCGUCAACCCCUCAACUGGGGAGCUCAGCACCAGCAGCAGCAGCAACGACAUCCCCGUCGCCAAGGUGGCCGAGAGGGUGAAGCUGUCUAAGACGCGCUCAGAGUCCUCCUCCACAGAGAGACCUGUACUGGGCUCUGAAAUCAGCAGCAUCGGGGUGUCGAGUAAUGUGGCGGAGCACCUGGCCCACUCCCUGCAGGACUGCUCCAACAUCCAGGAGAUCUUCCAGACGCUCUACUCCCACGGCUCAGCCAUCUCCGAGAGCAAGAUACGCGAGUUCGAGGUGGAAACCGAGAGACUCAACAGCCGCAUCGAGCACCUGAAGUCCCAGAACGACCUGCUGACGAUCACGCUGGAGGAGUGUAAGGGCAACGCGGAGCGGAUGAGCAUGCUGGUGGGCAAAUACGAGUCCAACGCCACCGCACUCAGACUGGCACUGCAGUACAGUGAGCAGUGUAUUGAGGCCUACGACCUGCUGUUGGCUUUGGCUGAGAGUGAACAGAGUCUAGUACUGGGCCAGUUCAGAGCGGCAGGAGUCGGCAACCUAGGAGAGCAGGCGGGUGAGGAGAGCGUGACCCAGGCCCUGAAGAGGGCUCAUGACUGCCGCAAGACGGCGGAGACGGCGGCCAGGGAGCUGCUGGGCAGGCUGGACGGAAGCUGUGGAGCCUUCAGCAGCAGCGGAUGCAGCACACAGCCCUGGGAGAGCCUCUCCUCCAACAGCCAUACCAGCACCACCAGUUCCACGGCGAGCAGCUGCGACACGGACUUCUCCAAAGAGGACGAGCAGCGCCUGAAGGACUACGUCCAGCAGCUGAAGAACGACCGGGCGGCCGUGCAGCUGACCAUGCUGGAGCUGGAGAGUGUCCACGUGGACCCCCUCAGCAGCGAGGUGAAGCCCCGCACAGACUCCCAGAGACUGGACCUGGAGAACGCCGUGCUCAUGCAGGAACUCAUGGCCAUGAAGGAGGAGAUGGCGGAGCUGAAGGCGCAGCUGUACCUGCUGGAGAAGGAGAAGAAGGCCCUGGAGCUGAAGCUGAGCACGCGGGAGGCGCAGGAGCAGGCCUACCUGGUGCACAUCGAGCACCUCAAGGCCGAGCUGGAGGAGCACCAGGAGCAGAGGAGGAGGUCACUGGGCUCCACCGGCAGCAGCGCAGGCAGCAAGGACAAGGGCAGCAAGGACGGUGGUGAUUUGCCGGCCAUCAGCCUGACAGACCUGCGGACGCUGAGUGACAGCGACCUGGCCAUGGAGCUGACCAACGCACUCAGGAGGGAGAAGAAGCUAAAGGGGCGUGUUCAGGAGCUGGUGGCCGCUCUGGAGAGACUGACCAAGAGCAGCGAGGUGAGACACCAGCAGUCGGCAGAGUUCGUCAACGACCUCAAACGGGCAAACAGUAACCUGGUGGCAGCGUAUGAGAAGGCCAAGAAGAAGCAUCAGAACAAGCUGAAGAAGUUGGAGUCUCAGAUGAUGGCCAUGGUGGAGCGCCACGAGACACAGGUGCGCAUGCUCAAGCAGAGGAUCGCCCUGCUGGAGGAGGAGACGUCCCGCCCACACACCAACGAGACAUCCCUCUGAACCAAUCGCCUUGCUCCAAGAGGACAUGUCCUGCCCACACACCGACGAGACAUCCCUCUGAGCCUAUCAUCUUCCUCGAAAAGGAGAUGCCCUUCCCACACAUCACCAAGACCUCCCUCUGAGCCCUUAUACAUGCGCACGCACGUACACACACACACACACACACACACACACACACACACACACACACACACACACACACACACACACGUGCGUGCAUGCACACUGUACACACCCGACCUGGCAGUCAACAGGAGAUCCCUGCUUGCUACUUGCUUCAGAAGCUGGCACACAUACACACACAAACCACACACACACACACACACACACACACACACACACACACAAACACACAACACACGCUCACACACUCGGCCUCUCAUCUGCCCCACAGACAGCCAAGCAGGUCCUCAGAAAUGGGGUAAGGGGCACAUACAGUAUACUGUACCAGAACAUGUGACUUGCACGUGCUGUCUUCUCAUUGGCUGCUGGAAGAGCCAGGACUUUUUAUUGGAUGUCCAACUGACAGUCAAGAGUGACAGUUGUCUUCGUGUUCUUCCCUCAUCUCUCCCAACAGGCGAUGGUGGUGACAGCUUUUCUGAUGAUGCAUAUUUUUUUGGAGAGCACUAUAAGGACUAUUUAAAGCCUGACAGACUCUAUAUGGACUAACACGCAGUAUUCAAAUUCUUAUGUUUAUCUUUCAAUAUGAUAAUCCUUUUCCCCUUUUUCUAAAAACAAACUUCAGUAUUUCACCGCAGAUCCUUUAAGAAGUACAUUUUUGUAAGUCUUCUAAGCCUCUUCUGAGUGACUCAAGCAUUUACUGAAAAUAGUGUGUGCGCGUGUGUGUGUGUGUGUGUGUGUGUGUGUGUGUGUGUGUGUGUGUGUGUGUGUGUGUGUGUGUGUGUGUGUGUGUGUGUGUGUGUGUGUGUGUUUGUGUUUGUGUGUGUGUGUGAGUGUGUGUGUGUGUCUGUGUGUGUGUAAAUGAGUGACAGAGGGAGAGACUGACUGUGGGUGUGUGUACGUGUAUGCGUGCAUAUAAUGCGUGUGUUUGUGUGUGUGGGCACGCUUGCUCAUACACAUGCUCAGCUCUUCCUUCAAACAAACAGGUCUACACUGUUCUCUAUCAGGACAAACAAAAAGAAAAAGCCAAUGAGGCUCAGCGAUGAGCGAUCCAGCCUCUCACCUUCAUCCUGUCUGUAGGCCUACGCCACCUCACUAGCAACCCAGGGGGAAAUAUACUCCUGCAGACACACAGCUCUGUGUUAUGGUGACACUUCUCCAAUGUCUACUUUUCAGACAAUUCCCAACUGUUCACUCAUUCUCAGGGGCCAUCCUAGGGGCGGGCCAACCGGGCAAUUGUGCGGGGUGGCACCCGCAAGGGGACUGCACUAUUUCGAAACUCACCAAUGAGUGCUAUUACCAUUUUAUAUCUGUACUAUUACCAUGAUUUGUAUUACAAUGAUGACAUUGUAUUAGUGGUGUUUAUCAGCAGUUAUAUGCGUCCCGGGCACUGGCCACUGUAUGAUCGCCACUGUUCACUCUACACACUGCAGUGCAAGGAGUGACCGAGUGGACAUUUUGGACACAGCCAGUAGCACUUCAGAAGCUGUAAUCUAGAAACAUGUAUCGCUAAUUCUGGCUCCUUCUUCUAAUUUGUGCCUAACUUGACUAGUUGGAGGAAGGGGAAUUCUCCUGUGUUUAUUGCACAUGUUGAACCAAGUCGUAUUUUAUUGGAUCACAUCUUCUGAAGUCAGUCAGAAGGUCAGUAUUCAGAGAUAGCUUUGUAUUUUGUCAACAAGGCAUGACAUGUGACAUGACGUGUCUUCAAUAUACCCUCCACUAGCAGUGAAGCUAGCUAACAGCCAACACACUAGCACCUGCUCUGUACCCCAGGCUUUCUAGAGGGCACUGGAAGCCUUAUGGCACGCAAACUACAACAUUGGCAAUACAGUUUCCCAAGUUUUUCAAACAAUUGAGGUGUUUUUUUCAAGGGCCACGGGAAAGAGACAAGUCAUUCCCUCAUCCACAUUAUGGAGUCUAUGUGUCUGCUGGGAGUAUAUUUCUACCUUGAGAAACACUCUUGCAUACUCACUGUAUUUUAUCAGGGGCUUCUCUUCCUUCUGUGCAAACUGACAUCUCUUUGCUCCAGUGCAAAGUGUUCAGAGGUGGUUUGUGUGCAGGUUCAGGCUGGUUCACACAAGGGUAGAAUCAAAAGUAGGAGCCUAUUCGUUGCUUCUGCUGCAGUUCAUGUUCUCUCGGGUCAUAGUGAAUUCUGAAUGGAUUGCAAUAAUAACUCAAACAUGCAGUAUUCCGUUUUUAGAACUAAACUAUUGUUAUUUAGAUAUGUUGUCACAAUUUACAGUAUUAAAGGGUGACUUUGACAGUCUCGUCAGGGAGAACACUGACUGUAGAUGGCCUACUAUGAUAUUCAGUAUACUACUUAGACAGGGAGGUUAAGCACAUUACUUGCACACCCACACAUGCAUACAGUACUGUACACUCCUGAAACCACUUCAGAUGCAACAUGAUGGCUGACAUGGAAGAGAACUGGUGAAUGUUAUUGAGAAUGUAGCCUAUUCCACGAAAGCACAGCACAGCAAUACAAUAUACACCCAGAUCACUCAGUGAUGCAAUAGCAACUGGUGUCUUUUCACUUGGCAUCCAUACCAGACGAAGCUAAACACGAAAACAGGUAUUAUUAUUCUUUUUUAAAUGGUCCUUCUUUAGUUAACAGUCAAGCAAUACUCUUCAGCCCAUUGACUGUUUUUCUAUGACUGCACUCUGAGCCGAAAAAUAUCAGAGAAGUAACAUACUUUCAUUCAAUGAAUUGGUCAGAAAUAUGAAUUGACUGUAGUAAGAUUAUGACUAUGACUCCGCAUCCCCAGAAGGGCCACAGCAUAACCCUGGCCAAUCGGCAUUGAGGAAGAGUAAGAAUGGAGGAGGCAUUCUCAGAGUGCUUCCUACAGCCAUACUGUACUGUGAGACUCUUCACAUAUCUUUGUCUAGUUCUCAUUGCAUACAACCUCUAUAAAUAGAGUACUUACAUGACAUUUGACAUUUGAUUUUAGUGACAGUAGCACUUUUCCUCACACAGACAGACACCCCUUUCACCGCAUUGCCUUAUUUUACCAUGUUUUCUCAUGUAAUUCUCUUAAGGAGACGCUCUGUUAAAACCAGUGGCUGCUGCUGUGCUUUCACAUAAAAACUGUCAUGCUCCCAUUUUGCUCCAAAUCAUUUAAAGCAUUUACUAAGUUUCCCUGAUGACUUGCUUUGAGGUAAUUGCCAUCAAGAUGUGUGUAGCACUCCCUACCACUAGAGUGCAGUCUGACGGGUUAUGUAAGUCCAUUACAAAUGUAUUGGCCACGUUAUGGGCAGUAGUACCCUAUUGAUAUCCAAAGGUCUCUGAAUAUCUGAAAACUAUUACCACACUCCACUUCCAACCAGUGAUAUCUGUCAACAGUCCAACCUGCAGAAAAGUCAGUAUACACCCAGUAAGCAGAGUUGGUGUUUUGUGUCUUAACUGUGAAGAGACUUCUUGUGCAGUGUAUGUGUAAAAAGAAAAAGAGAAGGAUUUGGUGUGGUCAUAAAGAAUGUUUGGCCUGUUACAGGAGUGUUUGAUGCACUUCUUAGGAGCAAAAAUGUGUAAAAGACAAGUGAAACUGUAUCAAGAAGAAACCUUUCCCUCCCCAUUCUUUCUAACAACUGAGUAUCAGCAGCAGUGGGAUUGAGGAAUGAUGGUCUAAUUUUGCACAGAUCUGUUUUUCCCCUCAAAAUCUUUGCAAUCAUCAUUUUAUUUUACUAUAGAAUGUAUUUGUUUAUAUAAUAAAUGAAUAAAAUUGAGAGUAAAAAUGA
Messenger RNA from Engraulis encrasicolus (European anchovy), 7184 nucleotides. RefSeq names its product MCC regulator of WNT signaling pathway (gene mcc). Gene Ontology annotation, molecular function: calcium ion binding. The record is from RefSeq and is a predicted model, not a curated record. Lineage: Eukaryota; Metazoa; Chordata; Actinopteri; Clupeiformes; Engraulidae. The coding region runs from base 243 to 3332 and encodes 1029 amino acids. The transcript has 19 exons.